Aspergillus mulundensis is the source of this 3411-nucleotide messenger RNA. RefSeq names its product E1 ubiquitin-activating protein ubaA (gene ubaA). NCBI's taxonomy places the organism in Eukaryota, Fungi, Ascomycota, Eurotiomycetes, Eurotiales, Aspergillaceae. Gene Ontology annotation, molecular function: ubiquitin activating enzyme activity. The transcript has 6 exons. The record is from RefSeq and is a predicted model, not a curated record. Gene Ontology annotation, biological process: ubiquitin-dependent protein catabolic process; protein ubiquitination; DNA damage response. The coding region runs from base 1 to 3411 and encodes 1136 amino acids. Gene Ontology annotation, cellular component: cytoplasm; nucleus.
AUGAUUUAUCACCUUCUCGCCUCGCAUCAUAAACUUUCAACUCAUACCUCGCUCACACUAUCAUCUCUGUCGCUUCUCUGGAUUUUUCUCACGCUCGUCUUCCUCGAGAUCGUCUAUAGAAUCCCCUCAUCUUCCCUCUUUCCGACCCCGCGUUCUGAGCUCCCCAAGCUCCUCCCGCCGUCGGACUUCACCGCUGCUGUUUACUCCUGGGCCUGCUCUGAGAGCUCACAAAUCAUCAUUCGUGACGCUGCGAAGCCGGGAAAGCGAAGAGCGUCUGCCGAGUCUGAAACUCGACCGGAGAAGAAGGCCAUGACGGACUCCAAGAUGGAGGUCGAUACCCCCACGCUGGACACGGUCGAGAAGAUCAAGCAUGGCGAGAUCGAUGAGUCCCUGUACAGCCGACAGCUGUAUGUUCUUGGACAUGAAGCCAUGAAACGAAUGGGCUCAUCGAACGUCCUCGUUGUUGGUCUGAAAGGUCUGGGUGUCGAGAUUGCCAAAAACAUUGCUCUCGCCGGUGUCAAAUCGCUUACCCUAUACGACCCUGCCCCCGUUGCUAUCUCCGAUCUCUCCUCCCAGUUCUUCCUUCAACCACAGGACGUUGGCAAGCCGCGUGCCGACGUCACCGCCCCUAGAGUUGCCGAGUUGAACUCGUAUGUCCCGGUCACAAUCCACGAAGGCAGCAAUCUAGCGGAUGAUUUGGAACAACUGAAGCGCUACCAGGCAGUUGUCCUCACCCUUACCCCGUUGAAGGAGCAGCUGGCAAUUGCGGACUUUUGCCACAAGAAUGGCAUUUACCUCACGAUAGCGGAUACCUUCGGUCUAUUUGGGUACCUCUUCAACGAUUUUGGGAAGAACUUUACCGUUGGCGACUCCACCGGUGAAGAGCCUGUAGGUGGAAUCGUGGCCGACAUCUCUGAGGAGGGUCUCGUUUCCGCGCUCGACGAGACUCGUCAUGGCUUAGAGGACGGUGACUUUGUCACCUUUACCGAAGUCAAGGGUAUGGAAGGCCUGAACAACAGUGCGCCUAGAAAAAUCACCGUCAAGGGCCCCUACUCGUUCACCAUUGGCGACGUGUCUGGCCUCGGUGCUUACCAGGGUGGUGGUCUGUUUACACAGGUCAAGAUGCCCAAGUUCGUUGACUUUCAGCCGCUUUCCGAACAAAUCAAGAAGCCGGAAUUCUUGAUCUCUGACUUUGCCAAAUUCGACCGUCCUCAGCAGCUUCACAUUGGUGUUCAAGCCCUCCACAAGUUUGCGGAGACCAAGGGACAAUUCCCUCGUCCCCAUCAUGAGAUCGAUGCCCAGGAAUUCUUGAAGAUCGCGAACGAUCUGGCAUCUAGCCAAGAAGAGAAGGUUGAGUUAGACGAGAAGCUCCUUAAAGAGCUGAGUUACCAGGCUCAAGGUGACCUCAACCCCUUGGCUGCUUUCUUCGGAGGCAUUGUUGCACAAGAAGUCCUCAAGGCAGUAUCCGGAAAGUUUGGUCCCGUGCACCAGUGGCUCUACUUCGACUCGUUGGAGUCGCUGCCUACUUCGGUUACUCGUUCCGAAGAGACUUGCAAGCCUCUUGGAACUCGCUACGACGGCCAGAUUGCUGUGUUCGGCAAAGAGUUCCAGGAUAAGAUUGCCAAUCUUAACCAGUUCCUGGUCGGUGCAGGUGCUAUUGGAUGUGAGACGCUGAAGAACUGGGCUAUGAUGGGUCUAGGAACGGGUCCCAAGGGCAAGAUCUAUGUCACAGACAUGGACCAGAUCGAGAAGAGCAACCUCAACCGCCAAUUCCUUUUCCGUACCAAAGAUGUCGGCAAGCUCAAGAGUGAAUGUGCUUCGGCUGCAGUUAUUGCAAUGAACCCAGAGCUCGAGGGCAAGAUCGUUACGCUCAAAGACCGUGUGGGUCCUGAUACUGAGGAAAUCUUCAACGAAGAUUUCUGGGAGGGUCUUGAUGGAGUCACAAAUGCUCUUGACAAUGUUGAGGCCAGAACUUACGUCGAUCGUCGCUGUGUCUUCUUCAGGAAGCCGCUCCUAGAAAGUGGUACCCUUGGUACCAAGGGCAAUACUCAAGUCGUCCUUCCCCGUAUUACUGAAUCUUACUCCAGCUCCCAAGAUCCCCCUGAGAAAUCGUUCCCCAUGUGUACACUCAAGAGUUUCCCCAACCGGAUUGAGCAUACAAUUGCUUGGGCCAGAGACCUCUUCCAAACAUACUUCGUUGGGCCUCCAGAGGCUGUCAACAUGUAUUUGUCUCAGUCAAACUACAUUGAACAGACGCUCAAGCAGGCCGGCAACGAGAAGCAGACCUUGGAGCACCUGCGCGACUUUUUGGUGACCGAGAAACCCUUGACUUUUGACGAUUGUAUUGUGUGGGCGCGUAAUCAGUUUGAAGCUCAAUACAAUAACGCCAUCCAACAGCUGCUUUACAACUUCCCCAAAGACUCGACUACUUCAACAGGCCAGCCGUUCUGGUCAGGACCGAAGCGCGCUCCCACACCACUGAAGUUUGAUAGCACCAACCCCACGCAUCUCGGAUUCGUCAUCGCGGGCGCCAAUCUUCAUGCCUUCAACUACGGUAUCAAGAACCCCGGUGCUGAUAAGGGAUAUUAUACAAAGGUCGUGGAUAACAUGAUCAUCCCGGAGUUCACGCCCAAGUCGGGUGUUAAAAUCCAGGCCAAUGAGAACGACCCUGAUCCGAACGCUCAGCCUUCAGGGUCCUCGUUUGAUGACAGUGACGAGAUCAAAAAACUCGUCGAUGUCCUUCCUUCGCCCAAGUCGCUUGCGGGAUUCCGUCUAAACCCCGUUGAGUUUGAGAAGGACGAUGAUACCAACCAUCACAUCGACUUCAUCACGGCAGCCAGUAACCUGCGCGCUGAGAACUACGAUAUUUCCCCGGCUGACCGUCACAAGACUAAGUUCAUUGCCGGAAAGAUUAUUCCCGCCAUUGCCACAACUACCGCGCUCGUCACUGGUCUGGUUGCCAUGGAGCUGUUGAAGAUCAUCGACGGCAAGGAUGACAUCGAACAGUACAAGAAUGGAUUUGUGAACCUUGCGCUACCGUUCUUUGGCUUCAGUGAGCCUAUUGCAAGCCCCAAGACCACGUACCAGGGCAAACAGGGUGAAGUGUCCAUUGACCAGAUUUGGGACCGCUUCGAGGUGGACGAUAUCCCUUUGCAGGACUUCCUCAAGCACUUCUCAGACCUGGGCUUGGAGAUCAGCAUGGUCAGCUCUGGUGUCAGCCUUCUCUAUGCCAGCUUUUACGGCCCGUCCAAGGUAAAGGACCGCCUUCCAAUGAAGAUGAGCCAGCUAGUGGAGCACAUCAGCAAGAAGCCAAUUCCCGACCACCAAAGGAACGUUAUCUUCGAGGUGACCGCUGAAGACCAGACCGAAGAAGAUGUUGAGAUCCCCUAUGUUAUGGUGAAGCGGAAGUGA